Messenger RNA from Lytechinus pictus (painted urchin), 2913 nucleotides. RefSeq names its product pro-interleukin-16-like. Gene Ontology annotation, molecular function: protein binding. The transcript is spliced from 5 exons. The coding region runs from base 1 to 561 and encodes 186 amino acids. The record is from RefSeq and is a predicted model, not a curated record. NCBI's taxonomy places the organism in Eukaryota, Metazoa, Echinodermata, Echinoidea, Temnopleuroida, Toxopneustidae.
AUGUAUGAUACCUUUUGUAUUGAAACCUUUUCUUUCUCAUAUUUUUUUUCCAGGCAAGAAGAAGGUUCAUUGACCUAUGAUGAAUCGGUAUGGAAGAGAUUUUCAUCUCCUCAGAGCGCACCUACUACACCAAGGCAACUAUUCCAACAGAAGACGGCGACCUGUGAACCCAUACCUGGCCGGGGGUCACCCAUACCAGGGCGGGGUUCACCCAUCCCCUCUGUGGUACAGCAGAUCUCUCUCAUCAAGGGCGGUUAUGGGAAGGGGCUGGGAUUCAGUAUCGUUGGGGGCGAGGAUUCACCGAAAGGACGAAUGGGUAUCUUCAUCAAGACUAUCUUCACAUCGGGAGCUGCCGCAGCAGAUGGAAGAUUACGAGAAGGAGAUGAAAUCAUGUCAGUGAAUGGUGAAACUUUGAAUGGGAUGACACAUAAACAGGCCAUUAAUAAAUUCAAGCAAGUAAAGAAAGGCGUGGUGACCCUGACGGUGAGGAGUCGAUUCUCUCCGAGACCGUCCCCUGCUAUUAGCCCAAUCACAAGCCCUAUCGUACCACCAAGAAGGUAGGCAUAUUGUACUAAAAAUAUAAAAUGAUCGUGACGGUAAAACAACCAGCUUAUUGUUGCUGGGCUGAUAAAACCUCGUAACUCAAAAUUUAAACAUUUUGAUGACAGCUCAGAAUAAGCCAGAGUUUUAGAGUUAUAACAUGGGUAGCAACCUUUUUUUGCCUCAAAAGAGUUCUUCAUAGUUAUCAGGAGACUGUUUUUAGACAAUAUGAGACUGCCAUCAUUGCUAUAUUUUUGAAAUACAGCCUUUUUCUAAGCUGCCCUCAAAAUGUUUAAUUUUGAGAUACAUGGUUUUAUCAGCCCAGCCACAUUAUUCAAGAUAGGACCAUGGGAUUGCAUUUGUUGGCUUUACUUUUUAUACAGCUCAUUAUUAGAAGAGAAGAGUCUUACUUUUUUGUUCAGCUCAUAUCAUAAAAAAGACAGAUAUAGUUAGCUUGAGAUCAAUUGAAGGAUGAUAUCUUUGAGAAAAGAAUGAGAGAGAAAGAGAGAGAGAGAGAGAAUGUGAAGGAAAAAAAGAAGGAAGAGAAUUGGAAAAGAGAGUGGAGGGGGAGGAAACAGAGGGAGAGAGACAGAGGGAAGAAUAGCAGCUAUGCGUAAAAUAUUAAUAGGUAAAUUGUUCUCUUUUCUAUUUUUAGUUUCUUACAGUACUUGAGGGAUUAAUUUUGUUAAAAUUGAGGUACGAUCCAAGUAUUCAUCAGUUCAAAUCCAAUGUUUUUUUCCUGUGCUUUUGAGUCAAGCUCCCUCACAUGUCCAAAUAUUGCAAUCUGAUAUCUACUUGGGUGGGAAAGUGCACCUUGCAGUUGCAUCAUGAAGCAGAUGCCAGUCAGCCACCGAUGAACUACUCAUUUUGAACUUGUUGACCAAGAAUGUAUUGAAAUAUAUAGAACAAUCAACACCUCCUUACAUACUUCCACAGCAUCUUGAAUACUUUUAAAAUGAUCAAAAGAUAAAUGAAGAUUUCCAUGUUGAUUUGGGGAUUUAUUGUGCUUUAAAAGGUGACAGUUGACAAACAGAACAGUCUGGAAUAGAUGUUAUCAUACAAUUCUGGCAUUUGUUGUAAACUUUUGUAAAACAUGGUCCAUAUGAGUGUCAAAUUUAGGAACUUUAUGACCCCAUUCGCAUUACCUGAGAUAAUACGAACUGUUGAGACUUCUCUUCUCGCAUUGAAAAUCUGAUGAAAAUAAAAUUCCUCUUUUGUAAUGGUAUGGUAAUGUAACUAAUGUUUAUUCCAAACGGAAGAUGAACUCUCUAAAGAUCUAGGGUGAUCCCUAUCGAGAGUGCUGCGAUUGAUUACAUAAUUGGCGUAUCUGGGGGGCACAUGCCUAGGGGUCCUUCUAUUGGAGUGUGGAUGCAACUAAAGGCAAAUUAAAAAAAAAAUGUCACUUUUUUGAAGAGUCCGCCAUCUUGGGCCCAUUUCAUAAAGAGUUGCAACUAACUGCCAUUAAGUCAUCUACCAUGGUAAUAGGGACCGGCAGCCAAUCAUAAUCCAGGUAUCCAUAAUUGUUGUAGUAAUAGUAGAGUUACCUUAUUUGAAAUUCUUUAUGAAACAGGCUUCAGAAGUUGGAAGGGGUAUGCAUUUUAGCCCCUACUCUGGUGUCAGAUGUUUGAAGGAGCCCGGUAUCUGUGCUUUUCUCGGUUGCUUGUGACAACUGCCAAUAUCUCUUGUUUGUCUUCAGAGGGUCUUACUGAUUAAUAAUAACUAUAAAUUGGACAUGCACUGUGCCUAAAUCCACUCUGUAGAGUUCUCAAGACUCUUUUCAAAUAAUCUUGGAAGAUUGAAUAGAAAUGCCUUAGGCUUUUUUUUUUAAGUUUCAGAAGUUAAACAUUUUUCUAAUUUCGUCAGAAAGCCUGUUCCGUAACUUAGAGGAUGAGUGGAUAAAUGAUACCCCCCCCCCCCCCCCCCGGCUUUUGGAAACUGGGUAUAACAAGAGAACUGGAAGUGGAGAACAACGUAAGGAUUUUGAAGGGGUGUAGGUUUUAAUUAAUGAAAUGAGGUACUGUGGAGCAGGACCAUGCUCACAGUAGAAAAUUAAUAACAAAAUGUUAGAAAUUAUACAUUGUUUUACAGGGAGCCUAAUGGGAGUGUUUGUGGUGGAUAUGGAAACGAUAAGAGUACUCUACUGGAAUGUGAACAGGGUCUGAAAUAUGUUUCUCCCAUGAUCAAAUGCAUAGGAUUGCUAUGUGAGAUCACAACUUGAGAUAUCUACUUUGUCUAGAUUUAAAGUAGUGUUUAGAUAUCUAUCACGGAUAUGAAUCAUGGUUUACUUUCAUGGCGUGAUGGGGAGGGUCUGUUAUAAGCACUAAAAAAUGAUGAAUUGAUAAACCAUACAUUUUUCCCGUUCUGAUUAUUUGC